CCCCGACGUUGGAUCCGGAGGAAGAGAAGCACGGCCCCCAACCCUCCGAGCACUGUACACCCACAGCCCAGCAGCCAACCUCCGCGUUGCGUCCUCUCACGUGGCCCUCUCGCCUACUGAGCCUGCCCGACUCCUCCUCCCCGGCGUGGGCCCGCCCGCUUCGUUUCCCUUCCUAGGCGUCUUCUGGCGGUUCUGUAAUGGAUUGCUGUCUGAUUCUUAGUGCUAUAUUCACAUUCACAAGACUUCAAGGGAACAUCUGCUAACUGAUGCUACCAUGGAGAGUAUUACAAAGCUCUUUGGUGACUUGUGUGAGGCCCAUGUCACAAGUUUAUCAAAGAAAGUGCAUUUAGGCAGCGGAAAGGGCAGCAAGAAAAGGUCCAACAAAAGUCUCAAGAAGAUUGCCUACGAUGCUUUGUUUGCUAACCUUUUCCUAGAUGAAGCUCGGAAAGUGCGAGCAAACAUUCCCAGACUUCCAGUGAAGAACAAAAUUUUAAUGCUGUCUUUCAACUUGAGAGUUGCUGGAAUGAGCCCAGAAGCAGAUAGGUUGGAGGAGCUUGUUGAUGAACUGGAAAGGUCUAAUAAUUUACCAUUUACUGAAAUAAUUUCGGUUCUGGAUCUUCUGGUGGAGCUUGCAGGAACUGGGCCACCUCAACGUUCACCCCCCAAAAAGGAUUACUUUCUGAACAACAAAUACGUUGGAAGAAACGUUAAAUACCAAGGUUACGAUUAUUAUGAUGUCAGUGUGUUUGAAGCUGAUAUCCAGGCUUUUAUUGCAAAUGAGGAACAUCAGUUUAAUGAUACAGUUCAAAAGGCACUGCAGAUCAUGGAGGCACCACCUGGCACAGGUCUUCCUACGGUAGAACUCUUUUCACAAAACUGCCCAGUAGGUGACAGAUUUGAGAGAGAAACUCGUGUCUCUCUCUUCGGUGCUCUUGUUCACAGCCGUACGUAUGACAUGGACAUCAAGUUGGAUCUUCCACCAGUGCCUGACAGCGCAGAUUUGUCUGGACUUGGCAUUAAGGUUCCCCAAAGUAUAGAUCCUUCAGAAGAUGAGGGAUUCCAAUCAGCAUCCAAUCUCACUCCUGACUCUCAAUCAGAACCCAGUAUGACACCAGAUAUUGACCUCUGGGAAGCUGCGCUUACCUUUGGACCUAGUAAGAGAAGAUGUUGGGAAAGGAUUGGAUGUCCGCCUGGGAAAAAAGAGGAACCAUACCUUUCUGAAGCUGGAAGAGAAGCCUUUGAUAAAUUUUGCAGACUUCGAGAAGAGGAAUUGCAGCUUUUCAGCAGUAACAAACUUCAGCUUCCACAACGUGUAUUAGUAAAAGAACCAGAAAUUGUUAAGGAUGUUCUGAAUGUCCUUAUUGGGGUGGUAUCUACUACUUUCUCAUUUAAUCAGGCAGCUCAGAUGUUUGUAGUCAAGCAAGGCAUAUAUGUAUCUGGAACAUCACCUGAAAGCAUAAACAGUCUUCUGUCAGAAGUUGCAGAAUAUGGAACUUACUACACACGAUUGAGCCGUUUCUCUGUCCAACCAGUUUUGGACUCCUCAUACAAAAAAGGACUUGUGUUUCAGGCAUUCACAAGUGGGCUGAGGAAAUACCUGCAGUACUACCGAGCAUGUGUUUUAUCAACUCCUCUGACUUUAACUCUUCUAUCUAUCAGUUUUCUAUUCAGAAAACUAGGACGCCAGCUAAGGUAUUUAGCUGAGCUUUGUGGGAUAGGAAUGGCUACACCGGGAAUUAGUGGAGUUGCUGAUGCUUCGUUUCCAACAGGAGUGAAACUUCUUUCAUAUUUAUAUCAAGAGGCUCUUAAUAACUGUAGCAAUGAACAUUACCCAGUUCUUCUGUCACUGCUAAAAACUAGCUGUGAACCUUACACAAGGUUUAUCCAUGAUUGGGUGUACAGUGGUGUAUUUAGAGAUGUAUAUGGUGAAUUCAUGAUUCAAGUGAAUGAAGAUUAUCUGGGCUUCAGAGACAAACAUUACUGGACCCAUGGGUACAUUUUGAUUUCAAAAGAAGUAGAAGAUUGUGUCCCUGUGUUCUUGAAACAUAUCGCUAAUGAUGUGUACAUCUGUGGGAAAACCAUAAACUUACUAAAGUUGUGCUGCCCCAAGCACUAUAUAUGCUGGUCUGAUAUUCCUGUUCCUCGGAUUUCUGUAAUUUUCUCACUUGAUGAAUUAAAAGAGAUUGAGAGGGACUGUGCAGUUUAUGUGGGCCGAAUGGAAAGGAUUGCACGUUACAGUACCAUCAGCAAGGAAGAAAAGGAAUUACGUAUGGAAAUUGAAAAACAGGAGUUAAUUGUUCAUGCCCGUGAAACAGCUGGCAAAGCUCUAAAGGCCAUUACUGAUCGACAAAUGUCAGAGAAAAUGGCACUGGAUGCAAAGAAACGAGAGCAGUUCCAGAAAUUAAAGGAACAGUUUGCGAAAGAUCUAGAGCGCCGACGUGCUCUGAAACAAGAAGAAACUGACAGUGAUUUUAGUUAUGCACGGGAGCUCAGAGAGAGGGAGAAGAGACUGAAGGCUUUAGAAGAACACUUGGAGAAAAGGGCAAGGCAAGAGUUAAUUGACCAUUACAGUAAACUUUCUGAAGAUGCCACUCGUAGGGAAAAAAAAGCCUUAUGGAAAAUUCAGAGACAUAAAUUGGAAACAGCUCGUCUCAAGUUUUUGUUAGAAGAUGAAAAACUUAUAGAGGCCAUGCUUCAGAAACUUCCUGGUGGAAAAUACAGGAGGAAAGUAGAUAUAAUUCCAGGGGAUCGAAGCCAGCAGAUUUCAACUGCAAUUCUCCCACUAGGAGAUCCUAGCCUUCAGUUACCUGCCACAGAGCCUGACUCGUGUAAUGUUGUGGACACCACCAUGGCUAUAGAAUCUGAACUGGUGGAUGUUCCUUCAGGUGGCAAAUCACUGGAUUUGGCACAGCCAGCAAACACACAGUCUGAUUCUGAGUUGGAGGAAAGAGAAACUGCAUUCCAAGUACUCAGUACAGAACCAGCAGUGGCUAUACCUACAAGCACAUCUGAACUUGGUCUGAACUUUGAAGAUUUUUUACCAAAACCUCAAGAAGAACCCCUUGUCUCCGCUGAACAUGGAACAAGUUUGUUAGAUGAAGCUUUGCAAAAUAUCAGUUCAGAUCUUUCCUUGAAUGGUCAAAUAGGUGAAAGUAAUUCUCUAUCAAAAGGUACAGCAGAAGGGGAAAAGGUUCCCCUAGAUAGUGAAUAUGACUUCCAUACUGUUCUCAGGCCUUCAGUCUUAGACAGCCAUUUCAGGGCUGGAGAAAUCAGUCUUGAUACUCAGAGUAGGAGACCUCGUUGGAAUGUUCAUGGCCACAUAUCUGAUGCAAAUAUUAAUAUCGGAGAAUAUGUAUCUCAUAUUGAACUCCACCAGCCACAUUCAAAUCCUCACGGACAUUCUUCAGAUGCACAUAUUAAGAUUGGAGAGUAUUCCCCUGAGGUAGAAUCUAGCCGGCCUCGCUGGAACAUCCAUGGGCAUGUCUCUGAAGCUCAUAUCCAGGUUGGAGAAUAUGCUUCUGACAUAGAGCCCUCAAGGCCCAGAUGGAAUAUCCAUGGACACGCUUCUGAUGCCAACAUAAAGAUUGGCGAGUAUGUGUCAAACACAGAGCCAGCUAGACCACGGUGGAAUAUCCAUGGGCACAUGUCGGAUGCCAGUAUCCGAAUCGGGGAGAACAUUUCUGAAGAUGUGUGUUCUCGGCCUCGGUGGAACAUUCAUGGCCAUGCCUCAGAAUCACACUUUAAAGGUGGAGAGUUGGUUCCUGAUUCUGAGGGUUCAAAGCCUCGGUGGAGUCCCUUUGGUCAUGCAUCACAGUCAAGCAUUCAAAUAGGGGAGUGGAUCCCCUUGACUGACCAUGACUCCAUACCUCAUUUCAAGAUGGCUUCUAGUCCUGCAUCAAGUUCUACAGUUCAGGCACUCCUUUACAAUGGGGAAUUCUCUACAGUCAGACAGAAUGAUAAGGAACAAGACUCAAGACCAUCUGAUCAUAUGUCGGCUGAUAAUUUGGACGAAAAGCAAGAAGGAAGCCUGGUCGAGGAAAAGGAGGUUUUGGAUAAUAUAGCAGGCACAGCAGAUAAUGCUGAAGAUUUCUCUUCAAAUCCUCCUCAGAAUUUACAGAUGGAGGAAUCUGGAAAAUCCACUGAACUGGUUCUUGUGACUCAGCAAACUUCCCUCUCGGAAGUCACUACAUCUGAAAGCCAAGGAGGAGGAGGAAAUACCUCUAUUGUCACAUGGAAGAAAGAGGAAGAUUACCUGAAAACAUUAUCUGCUCAGUAUUGCCUUGAAAAAUAUCAGGACAGCUAUGAUUUGAUGUCAGAGCUUCCAGUUUCCCAUCUCCUGCAUCACGUGAUCCCAAGAUCCUACACAUUCCCCGUGGACCCAUCAGUACAGUCAGCAACAGAUGAAACAGCCGUACAACUAAGUGAGCUCUUAUCACUUCCAGUGCUGAUGAAACGAUCAAUUACUGCUCCGUUGGUUUGUCAUGUCUCCCUUGUGAAUAAAGCCAUUGUCGAUUACUACUUUGUUGAACUAAAUGUUGAGAAGCAUUUUGAAGCAUUAAGGCACUUUUUGUUGAUGGAAGAUGGAGAAUUUGCACAGUCACUCAGUGAUCUGCUUUUUGAAAAGCUUGGAUCAGGACAAACUCCUGGUGAACUUCUGAACCCACUAGUCCUCAAUUCCAUCUUAAAUAAGGCACUGCAAUACAGUCUUCAUGGAGACACCCACUUGGCAUCCAAUCUUUCUUUUGCACUGAAGUACCUUCCAGAUAUUUUCAAGCCUAACGCACCAGAUGCUCUAAACUGCUUGGAGUUACGAUAUAAGGUCGACUGGCCCUUAAAUAUUGUCAUUACUGAGAACUGCAUGAACAAAUACAACAAGAUUUUCUCCUUCCUUCUGCAACUGAAGCAUAUGGUGUGGACUCUUAAAGAUGUUUGGUUCCACUUAAAGCGAACAGCAUUAAUAAAACACACAUCGAACUCAGUUCAGUUUCGACAGCUCCAGCUUUACAAGCAUGAAAUGCAGCACUUUGUUAAAGUUAUUCAAGGUUACAUUGCUAACCAGAUCCUGCAUGUGACCUGGUGUGAAUUUGGAAAUAAACUGUCUUCUGUAGGGAACCUGGAAGAAAUACACAGAACACAUGCAGAGUAUCUCAAUAAAGCAAUUUUCCGGGGAUUGUUGACUGAAAAGGCAGCCCCUGUGAUGAAUAUAAUUCACAGCAUAUUUAGCCUCAUUUUGAAGUUCCGUAGCCAGUUAAUCUCUCAGUCAUGGAGUUUUGAUUCUGGUAAACAAAUGGCUACUCAUCCCAACUUUGGCCUAAUGCAGCAGUCUUAUAACACGUUCAAAUACUACUCCCAUUUCUUAUUCAAUGUUGUAACUAAACUUGUAAACAGAGGGUACCAGCCCCACCUGGAAGAUUUCCUACUACGCAUCAACUUCAAUAACUACUACAAAGAUAACUGAACUUUUAUGGUAUAAUACAAACUGAUGCUAUAAGGCUGCUGAAGCUAUAUAUGCUAUGUUCGUAUUUUUUAUGAACCGUGGACUACUGAAAGCUGCUGAUGCCAAGAUGCUUCUAAGAGGAACAGCUGUUCCAUUAAGAUGGAUAGAAAAUAUCAUUGCCCCAUAUUUCUAUAGCAUGGCAGAAGUUCUUAUUUCCUUCUCAGUGCAGGAAAGCAUGUUGCAAAUAGACUCAUGUGCCCAUCGAUGUAAAUUUGUUAAUGUGUAAAUUCUUCCUUGUAGCAUUGUGAAAUCUUAUGUAAAUGUGCAAUAAAAAGCAAAGUCAAAACACA
Molecule: messenger RNA, 5787 nt
Organism: Varanus komodoensis (Komodo dragon)
Lineage: Eukaryota; Metazoa; Chordata; Lepidosauria; Squamata; Varanidae
Gene: TUBGCP6
Product: tubulin gamma complex associated protein 6
Exons: 26
Coding region: 275-5458 (1727 amino acids)
Biological process (GO): microtubule nucleation; spindle assembly; mitotic cell cycle
Cellular component (GO): centrosome; equatorial microtubule organizing center; gamma-tubulin complex
Molecular function (GO): microtubule minus-end binding; gamma-tubulin binding
Source: RefSeq, a predicted model, not a curated record